Pyricularia oryzae 70-15 is the source of this 1788-nucleotide messenger RNA. RefSeq lists its product as uncharacterized. The coding region runs from base 1 to 1788 and encodes 595 amino acids. The record is from RefSeq and is a predicted model, not a curated record. Lineage: Eukaryota; Fungi; Ascomycota; Sordariomycetes; Magnaporthales; Pyriculariaceae. The transcript has 2 exons.
AUGCCCGGCAGACCUCCACCUAACAGACCGCCGCCUCCUGGCAAGCCGCCACCUAGUAAACUUGAGGGCUUUGGCAAACCUCCAGCUCCUGCUAGUCCGCCUCCUAACAGACCGCCGCCGCCUGUCAGACCGCCGGCCGAUAACCCUCCGCCUCCUGGCAAGCCGCCACCUAACAAGCUUGAGGGCUUUGGUAAACCCCCAGCUCCUGAUAGUCCGCCUCCCAACAGACCGCUGCCGCCUGUCAGACCGCCGGCCGAUAACCCUCCACCUCCUGGCAAGCCGCCGCCUAAUAAACUUGAGGGCUUCGGCAAACCUCCAGCUCCUGCUAGUCCGCCUCCUGGCAAGCCGCCACCUAACAAGCUUGAGGGCUUUGGCAAACCUCCAGCUCCUGCUAGUCCGCCUCCUAACAGACCGCCGCCGCCUGUCAGACCGCCGGCCGAUAACCCUCCACCUCCUGGCAAGCCGCCACCUAAUAAACUUGAGGGCUUUGGCAGACCUCCAGCUCCUGAUAGCCCGCCUCCCAACAGACCGCCGCCGCCUGUGAGACCUCCAGGGCUUGGUAGACCACCACCCAAUAAACCGCCACCUCCUGUCGAACCUCCGGCACCUGAGAGAGCUCCAGCUCCUGGCAAACCGCCACCUAGUAAACCUCCGCCACCUGCCAGACCUCCGGGUAGACCACCGGCUAGUAAGCCUCCUCCUCCUGGCAGACCGCCGCCUAGCAGACUUGCGGGAUCUGGCAGACCGCCACCCAAUAAGCUUGCGGGAUCUGGCAGUCCGUCUCCCAAUAAGCUUGCAGGGUCUGGCAGUCCGCCUCCUAGUAAGCUUGCAGGGUCUGGUAAAGCUCCCGCACCUGGUAGACCGCCGCCUAAUAAGCCUCCACCCCCUGACAGACCGCCGCCUAGUAGACUUGCGGGGUCCGGCAAACCGCCUCCUAGUAAGCUUGCAGGGUCUGGUAAGCCUCCGCCCAAUAAACCUCCACCUGGUGGCAGACCACCGCCUAGUAAUCCCCCACCUCCUGUCAGACCUCCUCCGCCUGGGGAACCGCCGCUUCCUGACAAUCCUCCGCCACCGGAUGAACCACCGGUAUCUGGUAAGCCUCCGCCAGGUGAUGAACCUCCCGCAUCUGCCAGGCCUCCGCCGCCUGAUAGACCCCCGCCGCCUGAUAGACCCCCGCCACCCGAUGAGCCUCCUCCGCCUGAUGAGCCUCCGCCACCCAGCGAACCUCCUCCGCCACCCAACGAGCCUCCUCCGCCUGAUGAGCCUCCGCCACCUAACGAAUCGCCACCACCUGAUGCACCUCCGCCACCCAACGAGCCUCCUCCGCCUGAUGCGCCUCCUCCGCCUGAUGCACCUCCGCCACCCGAUGCACCUCCGCCGCCUGAUGAGCCUCCGCCACCUGGUGAGCCUCCGGCGCUCGAGGGGCCUCCGGCGGGAGACCUCCAGCCUUUGGUGGACCUCCCGACCUUGGAGGACCUCCGAGGCCUGGUAAUCCUCCCGCUCUUGGUGGGCCUCCGAGGCGUGGUGAACCUCCAGCCCCUCCUAAACCUCCGCCCUUUGGAGAACCUCCGGCCCCUCCUAGACCUCCGGCCCCUCCUAGACCUCCGGCCCCUCCUAAACCUCCGCCCUUUGGAAAACCUCCGGCCCCUCCUAAACCUCCAGCCCCUCCUAAACCUCCGGCCCCUCCUAAGCCUCCGCCCUUUGGAAAACCUCCUGGACCGCCGGAGCCUGGCAAGCCUCCGCCCUUUGCCAGAGGUCCGGCUCCCAACAAGGGUCCCAUACCCGUGA